Molecule: messenger RNA, 1944 nt
Organism: Owenia fusiformis
Lineage: Eukaryota; Metazoa; Annelida; Polychaeta; Sabellida; Oweniidae
Source: the annotation of a GenBank genome assembly
CCCUGCUUUAAAUGCUUGUUUUAGCCUAAAUACAAUGAUUAGCUAAUAUUUAAAAUUUCUUAAAAGAUAUAUAGAUUACAUUGAUUUCACAUAGCUUAUAUUGCGGAUGAAAAGAGACGGAUGAGAAUUUAAUUGGUUGACCUUGGAAUGUGUUCUGGUCACAUGACCUCCAAAACAAAAUGGAGAAAGGGGAGUUUGUGAAUCCUACGAAAUUCAAUGAAAGUACUUGAUUUUCCAGACAAUGUGAGGUUUUAAGGCAGCCACAAACAUGCAUUUCUCCAUUCCCGACACUACAGAUUUUAAGGAUGAAGGUGGAUCUUCAUAUACGAGUUUUAAUGUCCAUAUUAAUGGUGUGUUCCACUGUUCAGUCCGCUACAAGCAGUUGCAUAAUUUCCAUGAACAGCUAAAGAAAGAGUUCACAACAAAUGCUCUGCCACCAUUCCCACCAAAGAAAUUGCUGUCAUUGUCAGGGGUGCAACUUGAGGAGCGCCGCAUGAUGCUUGAGAGAUAUGUUCAAAUAAUCAGUCAAGAGCCAAGGAUUGCCAAUUCACAUAUAUUCAAUGGGUUUCUGCUCCAAGCACAACAGGAAACACAACAAGAAGCUCCAGAAAAUGUGACCCUUGAAGUCUUCCUGAUGAAUGGACACAAGAUCUCUAUAGACAUACAAUCAACUGACCAGACAGAUGAUGUCAUAGAGUCAGUAGCCAGCAACAUCAAUCUGCCAGAAGACUUUGCCUUCUAUUUUGGUUUAUACCUAGUUAAAAAGGAAGAAGGGGCAGAUCUUUCAAUUGUGAGGAAACUGCAGGACUUUGAGUCUCCCCACAUUUCACUGAAGGCAGCAAAUAAAGAAGGCGUUCAUAAGAUUGUACUAAGAAAAGGGUACUGGGACAUCAGCAUGGAUGAUGAUCUGUUAGAAGACAGGGUUGCCAUGAAUCUGCUUUAUGUACAGGCUGUGAGUGAUGUUGAGAGAAACUGGGUGAUGGUCACCAAGGACCAGCACAAACAACUUCAAACUCUCAAACAAAAAAGUUCUAAAAAGGAGUACUUAAAAUUAGUGAAGACCUUAAAAUUUUACGGGUAUAUCCAAUUUAAGCCAGCUAUAACAGACUACCCACGAUCUGGUUGUAGAGCCAUUGUCAGCGCAGGAAACAAGGAACUCAACUUUAGAAUACAGGAUGGGGAUGAGGUGAAGGAGGGAACUUUUAAGGUGACCAGAAUGAGGUGUUGGAGAAUAACCACAUCUACUGUAGAUGAUAAUGAUAGACUUGAGGGACUUCCACGUUUAGAGUUGGCCUUUGAGUAUCUCAUCGCUAGAGAUGAACUUAAAUGGAUCACAAUACUGAGUGACCAAGCAAUAUUAAUAAGUAUGUGCCUUCAAGGAAUGGUGGAUGAAUUAAUAAUGAAGAAACAGGGCAAGCGGGUAAAAAGGCCAGCUGAAAGGGCACGGAACAGAAGAACAGAUUUUAUAAAACGGGACAGCGCAAAGCCAUCGCUUCUUUCCUCCCCUGUUCUGAAUGAGCUGGGAGAUAAUGCUUCUGAGGCAGUUGACAAAGCCAAGGAAUCUGUCAAACGAAUAUCUCUUCCUCACAGAAGGAUUGUAAAAAAGGAUAAAUUAGCGGCUGCUGGCAUAAAGUCACCAUUAAAAGGCAAUAACAUAGGAGAAAAUGAUGCAUUUGAAGGUAUAGGAGAUGAUGACCUAUGACCCCGUAUAACAAUAAUGACAUCAGCUAAGGAGGUGGCAGAUUAUGUUAUAUCUUUUGUUCAGAGCUACUGUAACAAAAUCGGGACAAUAAAUUGUUCUCAUGCAGGCCAAACUUUGGACAACAAAUUGUUCUCAUGUAGGCCAAAAUUUUGGCAAGAAAUUGUUCUCAUGCAGGCCAAACGUUGGACGAAGAAUUGUUCUCAUGCAGGCCAAACUUUGGACAAGAAAUUUUUCUCAUGCAG